Messenger RNA from Sinocyclocheilus anshuiensis, 16500 nucleotides. RefSeq names its product E3 ubiquitin-protein ligase rnf213-alpha-like. The record is from RefSeq and is a predicted model, not a curated record. Gene Ontology annotation, biological process: sprouting angiogenesis; ubiquitin-dependent protein catabolic process; negative regulation of non-canonical Wnt signaling pathway. Lineage: Eukaryota; Metazoa; Chordata; Actinopteri; Cypriniformes; Cyprinidae. Gene Ontology annotation, molecular function: ubiquitin-protein transferase activity; ATP hydrolysis activity; metal ion binding. Gene Ontology annotation, cellular component: cytosol; membrane; nucleolus.
AAUAGUGGGUAAAACCCCUUACCUCAUACUUGUGCUCUUUGCAGACUUUACCAGAGAAUGAAGUGUCCUCAGUGCAAUCAUGUGUCUUUGGAAAAGGCACCAAACUUCUGCAGUCGGUGUGGCUGUAAGCUGACGUCUCAGUCAAAUGAGACAGCAGCAGACAAGCCACAAGACGAGUCUCAAACAUCCUCAAACAUUCCACACAGUACCAAUGCAGAAAUUACUGAUAUUGGUCGUGAAUCAGAAGCUUUGAAUUACCAGAUUGCCGGUGUAUCUUCAAAACGACCAAAUGAAGAUAUAAACCCUAACCCAAAGAAAAAGAAAAGAAAGAAAAAGAAGAAAAAAGCAGGUGAUGCAGAGGGGCCUUCGUCUCUGACCUCUGAUCUCUCUGAUAUAUCGCUGAAUGAUAAAGAGAAGAAAAUGGAGGAAGACCAAUCUUUUGAGAGUGAUGGCUCCUACUGCUCUGUAGAUGACAUGCCUAAACCAGCUGAAUCAUCCUCUCAUCUGAGCCCACCAGAGAAUGAAUCCACUGGGGCAACACAACUCAGCACAACUUUACCCCAUGCUGGUGUAGAUCAGUCUGUUGAGCAGUCAAAUAGUAGCAAGGAGAGUUGUGUAGCACCUGGAAUGUUAAAAUCAUCUAAGUUAAAUUUGACCCAAGAGCCAAUCAGCACCAGCUCUGCCAAUGAUUCUCCAGCAGUGUCAGUGGGAGCAGAUCAGACAGCUGAAAAAAACAAAAUUAAAUCUAAGAAUAAGGGUCAAAAGAGCAUGUCCACAAGAGCACAGACAACUCUAGAUCAGAGUGCUACUAUGGACCAGAAUGCAAACAUAAAAAGCAGCAAAGGCAAUCAAAAGGAAACAGAUCAUCAGGGCAUGGAACCACUGAAGAAUUACAGUUCCAGUGGAGAUUCAAUGAUGAAGGUUGAGCACAGUGAGAAGCAGCAGUCUGCUCAUGCUAACCAGAUGAAUCCAGAAUCCAAAAAAGUAAAUGAAAGCGGCAAUACAGAAACCAAUAAGGACAACCAAAAAAAAAAUCAGAAUGAGGAACCACAGAAAUCAUCACUGGACAUGGUGUUUGGCCCACAGAGUAAUUUAAAGAAGAAUCACAGUUCCAGUGGAGAUUCAAAGUUAAAGGAUGAGCACAGUGAGACGCAGCAGUCUGCUCAUGCUAACCACAUGAAUCCAGAAUCCAAAAAAGUAAAUGAAGGCGGCGAUACAGAAACCAAUAAGGACAUCCCAAAAAAAAAUAAGAAUGAGGAACCACAGAAAUCAUCACAGGAUAUGGUGUUUGACCCACAGAGUAAAUUAAAGAAGAAUCAGGGUUCCAGCAGAGAUGCAGCAGUGAAGGCUGUGCACAGUAAGAAGCAGCAGUCUUCACAUGAAAAGAAAGAUUCUGCUGCUGACCAGAAACACAAUAAAAAUGACAAUACAAAAAGUCAGUGUGACGUGCCACCAAAAAGGAAUCCAGCAUCAGCUCAACAUAUAAGUUCCAGUGACAGACUGACAAUUUACUUUCAUGCAGUCUUGUCAAAAGACUUCAAAUUUAACCUAGAAGAAGAUCUUAUCUUCAUAAGGGCCGGUGGUUGCCUUGGUGACUGGGAAAAUAAUUUGGUCGAGCUGUCUGUGUCACGGGAUCUCGGUGAGCAUGGAUUUCUUAUCGAGGGGAAAUUCGUAUGCAAGAAGACCAGUGCAGAAGCUGUGUCCAUACCAUACAAGUAUGUUGUAUAUAAAGCAAAAAAGCAGAAGUAUGAGUAUGAAUACAUCUACAAACUGGAUUCAAAUGAAACCACCAACAGAUGUUUGUUUGUCAAACCACGUCUCCUAAAUGAUGAAGGAGAAUGGCAUCAGUAUGACGAUAUCAUCUGUGUAGAACCUUCUAAGAAUAUGUUGAAACGGCUCAAAGAUGCUUUUUGGCCUGAUCAGAGGAAAGAUGUAAUUCAGGGGAGAGAAAUCGCUGGUAUAGUCAUGCUGGAAACUAUUUUUGACCUCCUGAGAAACUGGGGCAAAAUUAACCUCUACAGCUUCUUUAGUCAGCUGCGACAAUUUUAUGAAGUUUAUGGAAACCCUUUUGUAUUUGAAAAGACAGAAAUGAAGUGGUACUCACUCAAUUACGAUGAAAAAGAUGUGAGCAAGCUUCUGAAGCAGUUCAUGCUUCAGCAGGUGACUCCAGAGUUACAGAAAGACAGCAAAGAAAGGAGUACUUUCAUCAAGGAGCCACUGAAGGCUGCUCUUAUUAUGCUCUAUGUGUGGAAACAGUAUCAUCUAGAAUUAGACAACGGGAUUCUUUCUCGUCUCUGCACUGCCCUUUGCCUGCCGAAAUUACCUAAGGAUGAGUUCCUGUCUUUCUGGGCUGACAUAAUGGAAUCAUUCUCAGUGAUAAAAAACUUGUCUGAGAUGGUGGAGGCACUGAUCCUCAGAGUGAGAGCUGCCAACAUGAUUAGAUGGAUCAUCGUAAUUCCACUACUGCAUCUUCUCAAAGGCACCUCAAAACCAUUUGAGCCAGUGUUUAUUAAGGUCAACCUACAAUUUCAGCAGAACUGGGCUGGACUGCAGGGACUCAAAUCAGCUAAUAUAACUUACCCCGGAAGCCAAGAUAGAAGGGCGAUGUUGAAUCUCAUGGAAACACAUGGACAUUUGGUGGAGGUGGACAAACUGCUGGCCAGAUCUUGGAUGUAUCUGAUACUAGAUGAGUUGGUCAAGUGCAGCUCCAUCAUCCAUGCAGAACUCUUGGACAUCCUGCAGCUUUUCACCAUGAAAUGUCCCGAUGAUAUAUGCUACAGCACUUCCACCAGUGUAGCGGAUACUCUGGCAUACAUUCAAAGUAACUUGCUUGAACAACGAUACAGUUGUCCCAGUGAGGAUUAUGGCAUUCAGUGUGUACAAGCAACAUGUAAACUUCUAGAGAAGAUCUGCAAAAGAAUUAAUUACUACAGUCAUGCACAAAAUUUCACUGAUAUUCCUGUUGGUUGCAUGAACCUAGUGGCCUCCGUAUCAGGAUUUGCCCAGGCGAGACAACAAGCUGACACUUUUCCUGAGAAGACUCUUGUGUUACUCAAUGAGGCCAAGAAAUCUGUGAGGACAUGGAUCAGACAAACUUUCAAAGGCAGACUUUUGGACAGUAGCUAUAUGUCGGCUGUCAGAUUCACAACAGAGAUUGAGAUGUGGAAUAAUAUUAUAGCCAUAGAUUUCAUGAGUAAGGACUUCACUAAAGAAUGGAGAGAGACAUUUACACUGGACUUUGAGGGGAAAUACCAGCAGGAAGAUAAUCUGGAUCAAAUUGAGGUUUAUUGCUCAAAGAUUGAGAAACUUAAUGGCUCCCAGCCUUAUUUGGUGGAUAGUGUAGAGAAGUGUGCUCUCCAGGCUGUUACCACAAUAUGCCAGACUAAAUCUGAGGGAAAACUUUUUGAGAGAUUCAAUAAAUUGCGGAUUAACUGGAAAUUUGGAAAGCUUGUAUCUACCAUCAUCCUAAAGUCCUGGCCAAAAGAUGACAGAGGAACCUAUCUGCAGGAAGAAGUUGUUCUCAACCAUCUUCUGGGCUGGACUGCAGCUAAGAAUAUCUUUCAGCUUCAUGGUGCUGAUGAAAAACUGAUCGAUCAGCUUACUAACGAGGCUAAAGAGAAAUUUGCCAUGGCAACCUCAUUAUUCGCAAACAUUUUAAAUCAAGUCAUAACAGGAAAAAUAACGAUAAAGCUACUCAAUCACAUACUGCAAAAGAGGAGUGCUUUCUUUGAGCUGCUUAAUUUAGACUGUUUUUGUGAAAAUGAACAAUACAAGGACACCAUUGCCAUGAGGAGACUUCUUCAGUCUAGACAAGAGGAGGUGAAGGCUAUUGAUCAUGAGAGAGCAUUAGUAAAUGCUCUCAUAACAAUGUGCCGCAAUCUGCAAGAGCAUGUGAUGGUUGAUUUUGAAGGGUUGGAAGAAAAGCAGAAAAUUGACAUUGAUGAGAUGUACCUGGACGAGUUUAUGGAAGUUCAUUCAUUAAAUCAGAUUCCCUCUGAAAUGUCGGGAGUAGUCACCUACUUUGACCUUGAAGAUGAUGUUCGAUCAGUGGCAGAGGUUCUAAACCGCUAUAAAGACAGCUACAUUUUCAAAUCGUGUUGGGUGAAACAGGCAACUUUGUUUGUAGAGAAUGCUAAAGAUGAUGGAAUUAUUCCUUCAGAGGAGGAAUUGGUUAUCACACUCGAAGAUCUUUAUAGUGAAAUAUUUGAACCAUGUUAUGAUGCCUACAAAAACAUAUACACAAGGCUUAAAGAUGGUAGCAUAACGUUUGAAGAAGUUGAUGUAACAUUCAAAGCCUACAAGGGAAAAUAUGAUGAACUGGAAUUAGAAGUUGCAAUUAUAUGCAAACUGAAUCGCAAUGAUGACCAACGCUGGGUCCAGACACGAAUCCAACAGAUCGAGCAGUACCAUGAGCUCCAUCUGGCAGUAGAGGCAGCUCAGGUGGUCAUGAUGGUCAAACAAACACUCGGCCUACAAGGAGACUUUCAAGUUUUGGAGAAGUUGCUUGUUACUACACACUUGGAUUUUAAACAGGAGCGUCUUGACAGCAUAGACAAUGAGUUGAUGCAGGCAAAAGCUGUGCUUGUGGACAUCACAGAGUCCCGUAGACUGUGCCUUAAAGAGCUUGGCCUCAGAAAGAAUUUUGUUAUUUGGGUUAAAGAGGCUCUUGAAGACAUAAAUGAGUUGAAAGUCUUUGUGGAUUUGGCUUCCAUCUCUGCCGGAGAGAAUGAUUUGGAUGUGGAUCGUGUGGCCUGUUUUCAUGAUGCAGUUCUUGGCUACUCUUCAAUGCUCUAUGAUUUGAAGCCAGAUGCUGGCUUCAAGCACUUUAAAGAAAUGCUGAAGAAACUAUGGAAGGCACUUAACAAUGAUCCCAACCUCCCAAAGAAAUUGUGUGACUCUGCAAGACACAUAGAAUGGUUGAAAACAGUCAAGGAGAGUCAUGGGUCAGUGGAGCUGUCCUCUCUAUCUCUGGCAUCGGCUAUCAACACAAAAGGCAUCUACAUUAUCAGUGCACAAAAUCAAAAGAAGUUGUGCUUAGAAAAUAUUCUGAAGCUACAUAUUAUGGAAGAGCAUGAUGAGGGCUGUGAGAGGCGUAUCUAUUCUCUGGAAGACCUCAGAGAUCUUCAGAAUAAAUUGAUGCUAAUGUCUGGCAAAGGAGAUCAGGGCCAGUGUGAAGUUGAUCAGUUUUCAGAGGUCUUUGCCAGUGUACAGAGGUUGGGCUCUGUAUUCAUUGAUUUGUUUGUCGCUGGAAAUCCAUUGUUCAGACACUGGGAGGCAAACAUUAACUGUAAUAGUAAAGAAGCAUGCAUCAUUAUGGACUUCAAUUUAGGGAAUGUUGUCAAUGUCGUCAUGGUGGAAGGUAAUGUCACAGAACAGUUGCCGGAAGUCUGUAAGAAAAUGGAGAGCUGCCUAUGCUUCUGGAAAGAUUUUAUGGACAAGCAGAGAUCUCAGCAUUAUUUCCUAAACUAUUAUACUGCAGAACAGGUAGUCUACCUGUGCCAUCAGCUCGCCCAGAGCAAUGUGGCUACAGUGGAAGAUCAAGUUCUUAUGAUGCUCUCCUUUAUCAAACCUAAUUGCACCACUUCAGAUUUGAGACAGGCUUGGCACAGGCUUCAGUAUGAAGUAAUUAAGAAGGGUCCUGAGCAAAAUGAUGACUUAGACUUUCAAACUUUCAUGGAAGUAUCCAGUAUGAUGGAGAAUGUGAGUAUUGAGGAGCCAUGCCUAUUGUUUGAUGACUUGACAAGCCAGUUGGGGGAUGAUAUUGGGUCAAAAAAGCUAGAUGUGAUUUGGAAUGCUUACAUGCGGAACAUGAACAAUUUUCUGCCAGACUCCCUUGAUGUCAGAAAUCUUGGAUAUCUACUUAAAAUUUUGGCCAACAGCCCCAGCGAACACGAGGGUGAUUCCUCACAGGAUGAGAGAACACAGUACAUUCAGAGAGAACUUCCAAAUGGAAUGGCUACUGGAAGACCAAAUCUAAUCAUCUGCCCUCCUGAAGAAAUUCUGAUAUCUUGCAUUUCAAUUUAUAUGAGCAGCAAGAAUGAGCCUCUACCAACCUAUGAUGAAGUACUCCUCUGUAGUGCUUCCACUCCAUAUGAAGAAGUGGAACUUUUCCUCAGGCGCUGUCUCUUUGCUGGCUACAGGGGAAAGAAAAUAUACACAAUGCUCUAUGUGGACCAACUUACCUAUGAAGUCAGCUACAAAGUAGAGCAAUUUUUUCAGCAUCAAAAUGCACGGAGCAGAAAAGAUUACAGGCUUGUGUUGGUCUGCAGCUCUAACAGAGAACAUGCAUACCUUCCUUCAGCUUUUAGUCAAUUUAGAUUGCACGUAAUUCCCCAAGAACCAAUAGUCAGUAUUCAGCGAUACCUUGUUAGGCAUUUUACAGUACCAGCUGAUAUAUCCAGUGCUGCUGCUGUGUUCAAAGACAGACAGUGUGUGGGAAUCGUAUCUUCAGAAAGAUCAGGAGUUGGAAAAUCACUUUACAUUAAACGAAUGUAUGAGAAAUUGAAGAAGAUCACAAAGAAGCCUUCACAGCUGAAGUGCAUCAGAUUAAUUGAGCCAAGAGUUGAUGAAAAUGUCAUCCUUCAGUCCUUGCUCAACAGCCCCAAGAAAAAGCUUUCAGUUUAUCAUUUAGAUGUCACCACCAUGGUAAAGAAAGGACUUCAUGAAUUUCUGUUCAGGCUGCUGAUCCUUGGAUACCUUAUGGACUCAGAAGGAAACAUGUGGAAAAGCAGUAAUAAGCACUUGUAUGUCAUCGAGAUAAUAAGACCUGGGACAUCCCAAAAUGAUCGAAGAGCUGGUGCAAAAGUUCCAUCUGCCUUCUUGGAUGUGUUUCCAAGUGUCUACUGCCGUCCACCCAAAGAGGUCCUUGAGUUAGAAAUGAGAAUGCAGGAAGAUCCAUCAUUAGAACAGGGUGAUGAUCCUCUAAUGGAUGACCAAGAGUUCCAGCGUGAGGCCUACCAACGGCCUUAUCAGUACCUGCAUCGUUUCUACAAUGGUGUCAAUUUGGAUGCUUUCAUGUCCCAAGGAAUUGAGGGAACUCAUGUUGAAUGCCUGCAGAUGUUGUUUGUGUACUGCGGCAUUGUAGACCCCUCUUGGGCAGAGUUGCGGAAUUUCGCUUGGUUCCUGAACUUACAGCUUUGGGAUUGUGAAAGAUCGGUCUUCUGUGAUUUUUCAUUCAUAGGGGACACUCUGUUGGGAUUCAAAAAUUUUGUUGUUGAUUUCAUGAUUGUCAUGGCAAAGGAUUUCGCCACUCCUUCACUUAGCAUCUCUGACCAGAGUCCCGGGAGACUGCACAAUGACCUUUCUUCUGCCAACGAAGAGGAUCUGGCUCCCUUUAGGAUAAGAAAACGAUGGGAGUCAGAACCACAUCCAUAUAUUUUCUUCAAUGAUGACCAUGAGUCCAUGACAUUCAUUGGCUUUCAUCUUCAGCCAAAUGCACAGAAUGGGAUUGAUGCAAUUGAUCCAUCAACAAACAGAGUGAUCAAGCAGAACAUCAUGACCAGAGAGCUCUAUGAGGGCCUCAAACUACAGAGAGUUCCUUUUAAUAUUGAUUUUGACCAGCUCCCAAGAUGGGAGAAAAUUGAGAGACUUUCCAGGGUGUUGGGAAUACAGUGGCCUCUUGACCCUGAUGAAACGUAUGAGCUCACCACAGAUAACAUGUUGAAAAUGUUGGCAAUUCACAUGCGCUUCCACUGUGGGAUUCCUGUAAUAAUCAUGGGUGAGACAGGAUGUGGGAAAACCAGGCUAAUCAAAUUCCUUUGUGAGAUGCACAGAAGUGGAGUUGCCACUGACAACAUGAAACUAGUCAAGGUUCAUGGAGGGACAAGCUCAGACAUGAUUUACACCAAAGUGAGAGAAGCAGAGGCCAUGGCAUUAAGAAACAAGCUGGAUUAUGGGUUUGACACUGUGUUGUUUUUUGAUGAAGCAAACACAACGGAGGCCAUUAGCAGCAUUAAGGAAAUCCUUUGCGACAACACUGCUGAGGGACAGGAUUUGACAGGUGACACUGGCUUGCAAAUCAUUGCCGCUUGCAACCCAUACAGGAAACACACAGAUGUAAUGAUCAAGAGAUUGGAGUCAGCUGGUUUGGGAUACAGAGUUCGUGCUGAGGAAACAGAUGAAAAACUUGGAUCCAUUCCACUUCGCCAGCUAGUGUACAGAGUGCAGGCCUUACCACCUAGUAUGAUUCCACUAGUUUGGGACUUUGGACAGCUCAAUGACCAUACUGAAAAAAUGUACAUCAAGCAAAUAGUCGAAAGGGUAGCUGAAACCCAUUCCAUUGAUUCAGACUACAUCACAACCAUUACAGAUGUUCUGUCAGCCUCACAGAAGUAUAUGCGAACAAGACAGGAUGAAUGUAGUUUUGUGAGUCUGAGGGAUGUAGAGCGUUGCAUGCAAGUUUUUGGCUGGUUCUACAAAAAUCACCCAAUGUUACUCUCAGAGCUUGACCAGUUUGAGAGUAAUCAGAGGGCAGAGAAAAACGAUCAGCAUCAGAGGGAUACUGAUGAAAGAAACCCAAUUCUUUGGUCAUUAAUUAUGGCUGUUGGUGUAUGUUACCAUGCUUGCUUGGAGGAUAAAGAGAAAUACAGAAACAUUUUUUGCAGGUACCUUCCAGAGACCUACACCCCAAUGAAAGUGAUGCAAGAAAUCUCAGUUAUUCAGGAUCUUUUUCUGAGUGGUGUUCCACUGGGUGAAAACAUUGCCCGAAACAAUGCCUUGAAGGAAAAUGUCUUCAUGAUGGUGAUUUGCAUUGAAUUACGAAUACCUCUCUUUUUGGUUGGAAAACCUGGAAGCUCCAAGUCCUUGUCUAAAACUCUGGUUGCAGAUGGCAUGCAAGCCCAAGCAGCCCAUUCUGAUCUGUUUAGAAAACUGAAGCAGAUUCAUCUUGUUUCCUUCCAGUGCAGUCCUCAUUCAACACCAGAUGGUAUCAUCAAUACAUUCAAGCAAUGUGCCCGUUUUCAGGAAGGCAAGAAUCUAUCAGAGUAUGUCUCAGUGGUAGUUCUAGAUGAGAUAGGCUUGGCUGAGGAUUCCCAGAAAAUGCCUCUGAAAACUUUACAUCCUUUGCUUGAAGAGGGAUGCAUAGAUGAUCAGCCGGUACCACACAAGAAGGUGGGAUUCAUCGGUAUCUCGAACUGGGCUUUGGACCCAGCCAAAAUGAAUAGAGGGAUAUUUGUUUCACGUGGUGAUCCUGAUGAAAAGGAGUUGAUUGAGAGUGCAAAAGGAAUAUGUUCCUCGGAUGCCAUGAUCCUUGAAAGGAUGAGAGAUUACUUUCAGCCAUUCGCCUGUGCUUACCUGAACAUCUGUAAGAAACAGGGAAAAGGGUUUUUUGGCCUGCGAGACUAUUACAGCUUGAUAAAGAUGAUGUUUGCCGUUGCCAAAGCGAAUGAUCAGAAACCUAGUGCAGAGCAGAUUGUGAAGGCUGUGCUGAGGAACUUCAAUGGCAAGGAUAAUGUGGAUGCUGUCACAGUUUUCACCAACAGACUAAAUAUCAAACCCAAGCUUGAGACUACCAGUGCCAUUGAGCUUGUAAGAGAGAACAUCACAGCCAUUGGACAAGAUGAGGAAUGCAGAUACCUUCUGGUUCUGACCAAAAACUAUGCAGCCCUUCAAAUUCUUCAGCAAACAUUUUUUUCAGACCAGUACCAACCAGAGAUUAUCUUUGGUUCAAGCUUUCCGAAAGAUCAGGAGUAUACUCAGAUAUGCCGCAACAUUAACCGUGUCAAGAUCUGUAUGGAAACUGGUCAAACCGUUGUGCUUUUGAACUUGCAGAACUUGUAUGAAAGCUUGUAUGAUGCCCUCAACCAAUAUUACGUUAGCCUGGGAGGCCAGAAAUAUGUGGAUUUGGGGCUUGGAACCCACAGAGUCAAAUGCAGAGUGCACAGAGAUUUCAGGCUCAUUGUAAUUGAAGAGAAGGACAUUGUGUACAAGCAGUUUCCCAUUCCAUUGAUCAACAGAUUGGAGAAACAUUAUCUUGACCUCAAUACUGUACUAAAGAGUGAGCUAAAUGACCUUGUUGAGAAGCUUGAACAGUGGGUUCAAUGCUUAAUUUCUGCUAGAGGCAAGCACUCAAUUGCUCCCCAAGCACGCCGUUACCUUCCAGCUGAUGCUUUCAUUGGCUACCACUCGGACACUUGUGCAUCUGUUGUACUGCAAGUUACAGAGCAACUCAAAGGGCAGGAGCUCUCAGAUCCUAGAAAAGUGAUCUUAGAUGAGGCUAAAUUGAUCCUUUUAAACUGUGCAACACCAGAUGCUGUGGUUCGGCUGGACUGCACUUUGCUCUCCAAUGUAGAAAGUGAGCACUUGUCAAGGGUAUACUUUGAAGAUCAGAAGCACAGUUCCCUUGCUGACUUCAUCCUUUCUCACACACAGCAAGCAGGGCCUAGCCAUGCCUUUUUCACAGAGGUGACUACAUUCUCAAGGCUUCUGACCUCUGCAGAAACUGAACAGCUACAGAACGUAGUUCAAAACAUAGAGCUCCUCUCACUUCAGCAAUUUGACACGGAACACUCAUUCCUCAAGAAAAUCAAGAACUAUUUGGAAAACACCACUGGGGACAAGAUACUUAUUAUCCAAACCGAUUUUGAUGAAGGCUCCCAAAGGUUGAAUGUCAUUGCUUCUGCGAAGUAUUCUUCUAUCAAUGAGAUCAACAAAUUCAGAAAAGAGGACAAUCAAAAGGUUUUUGUGUACUUCAUCACUAAACUACCCAGAAUGGACGGUGGAACUUCCUACAUUGGGUUUAAUGGCGGGCCAUGGAAAUCAGUCCACAUUGAUGACCUCAGAAGAUCAAAAGAUAUUGUCUCUGAUAUAAAAGCCUUGCAAUGUCUGACCAUUAGCCAGUUGUUUAAAGAGGAAGCAGAUGAGCCUGAAGCUAUGGAGGUUGAGGAGAUGUACAUGGAAGAAGAAGAAAAGAUGGAGCUAGAAGACAAUACUGGCUGGAAGAAUAUUUUGGACACCACAGCACUAGUGCGAAGCUGUGUUCAGAGUGCAGUUGGCAUGCUAAGAGAUCAGACAGAGGCAAGCACCCGUAGCACCAAGAGAGUAGAGAUUCUGCUAAUGCUCUUGGCUGACAACCAGACUCUACACGCUGAAUUUCUAAAAACUUUAAAGAAGCGACUUCAUUUUCUGUUGAUGACUCAUGAUGAAAACACAAUCUCUGCCAAGAGCUGGGUCUCAAAGGAAGCACUAAAUACUGAUGCGUUGCAAGAAGGUGGGACUUUUAGACAUGCCCUGUGGAGGCGAGUUCAAGCAGUAGUAACUCCCUUCUUGGCGCAACUUGUUUCAAUUAUUGACCGUGACUGCAAUCUAGACCUCUUGCUGGAUAGAAACUCUGAAGAAUCUUUGAAGAAACUGUGGUUGGACGUUUUUGGAGAUUUCAAGUUACUAAAUGUUCCUUACACAAGAGUGGAAAACAACUCAGAGACGAAGACAAUCUUGGUUCAGAACUACAUUGCAAUCGACAGGAACAUGGGUUGCACCUUGCCUUUCAGCUGGAGGAUUAAAGAUUAUCUUGAGGAACUCUGGGUGCAUGCUUUGCAGCGAGAAGGACACACUAUAAAGCAAUUUGAAGAGAUCUUUUGGAAGACGCCCUUGGGCAGGUACAUCUCUGAAGCAACCCAAGAGAUGCAGAUGGAGUUUUUCCACAGGUAUCUCCAGGAUUUCAUCUCCAUAACCAUGAAUGUAACAUCAGAGGUGGAUCUCAAGCUCUUACGGGGAGCCCUUACUUCUGGUGUACAUGAGCUUAGAGGCAGUCAGGAAGCACAUGAGAGUGAAGUCAUUUCUCUGGCAUGGGUUCAUGCUGCCUACCACCAUUUCAAGAACCGAAUACAGAACCUCCACAGGAUGAUCAGUAUAGAGCCUCAGAUUGCUCAGAUGCUAAUUGAUAACAGAUAUGCCAGAGAGGGCAUAGAAUUGGUGUUAGAUAUGUAUGCUGCUGUGGUCUGUAUUGAAUAUCUGGAGCCCCAGACUCUAGAUGGAGAUGUUCAGAGUCUGGCCUGGCUUAGACGUGUAAAAAAACUACAGGUGCCAAUUGAGCUGGUCUGCUGUGAGGAGAGCCUACGCCACUAUGGAGAGAAAAGAAAACAGAUGGUCACCCACAUCCAACAUGGCUGGCGUCGCAUUUGUUCUCUGGCCUUGUUUGUCGAGCACAUGCUGCUGGGUGUUGGAGAUGUGAUGUUGAAACUCAGGCCACUAGUUGUGGAACACACUCGACGCCUAGCACAAGUCUUAGAGCAGGACUCAAACCUCAAAAAGAGGCAUCCGUUUGAGGCAGUGAUCACCAUACUCAAAGCCUGCAAAGAUGGAGCAUCUCAAAGCAUUUUCAGGUUUGGCAUUCAACUUUGUCCAGUGUGCAUGGGAGACCCUCAGGACCCUUUGAGUCUGCCCUGUGACCAUAUCUACUGCCUAACCUGUAUCAAACAGUGGCUGGUGCCUGGCCAGAUGCACUGCCCUCUGUGUGUACAGGAAGUGCCUGAUGGCUUUGAUCUCAAGGCCUCUGAUGAAAUACGGGAUCUCAUUAGUCAAAAUGCAUUGUUCAGAAUACGAUGCAAUGCUUUCUUCAUUGAUCUGGUCACCACUGUGUGCUUCAAGGACAACACUCCUCCCAGCAGAGACAUCAUCCUCCACCUGUUGUCCCUCCUGAUGGUAGAGUCCUGCUCACUCCCUCAGAUCAGAGGGCGAGACCGGAGGUUCUUGACUAAGGCUCUUUCUCCCUUUGAUGACUCUUUCGAUAAAAAUCCAGUGGUGCGUUCAGUGGUGCUAAAACUCCUGCUCAAGUACAGCUUGGAUGAUGUCAAGAACUAUCUUCAGCAACAUCUGACAGAAGUUGAGCAAAGCAACAUCAUUGAGGAGACUGAUAAAACCGAGCUUUAUUCCUUGUACAUAAACUGUUUGGAGGACUCAAUGUAUGAUCGGACACAGUGGCAUUCUGUGGCGGAGCAGCAGGCCUGUUUACAGGAGGAAACUCAUUUUCUACUGGAGUUCCUUCACUCUGAUGCUGUGUCUACACACACUGCAUCUAUAGAGCACCUGCAGUGCAUGGCCAGAGUUCGACUGUGCCUGGAUAUGGGUGCUGGCCUGCUAAUGAAUAGAUUGACAAGUGCUGGUGUACAUGAUGAUCCUUCAGCUUUUAUCCCAGCAUUUUUGGACAGUGUGGUUGAUCUAUGCUGCCAGAGCAGGAAUGACUGGUACAGGAUUUACCUCAUCAGAAAAAUCUGCUGUCUUCAUGGGGUUGAAUAUGUCCAGAAACUUCUGCCACAGGAAGGGUUCAAGUGGCUGUUUCCUCAGGAGAUUCUUGAGUCGAAUCAAGAUGACAGUCAAAUUGACCAGUAUCUAGCAUGUGGAAUGGACUACAAAACUAUUCGAGAUGCAGUAGCCAAAGGCAUGCUAGAUUGCAACAUGAACGGAAUACAGAAAGCUAUUAAGGAUUGCAACUGCACACCCAUGAAGAAAGCUGUUUAUCUGCUACUGGCUUUGUUCAGAGAAGUCACCUCCCUGUACAGAAGUGGAAACCCCAACAUGCACCCUAAACCUGCGCAAUGUGCUGGCCUUGAAGAUUUUAUCAGAAGCUCAGAUGUCUUCAUCAAUAACGAAAUGAGAGCAUUUGCUCAAGCGCUGGUGAAAAAUAAUCUGCGUGCUCUGCAUGUACAACCACAGACGUCAGGCAGAGAAUUUAUGCUGUUAGAGGUCACAGUUCACAUGGCUGCAGUCCUGCUGUGUGGAAAUCUGCUUUUACUUCAGCCACUGCAGCGGCUGGCACUGUCCCCAAACAACAUGAUGGCUUCUUUCAUCCCAACUAUGCCUGAUGACAUGUUGGCAGUUGCCCAGCAGGCCAUGGGACAACUUCAGUGGUAUUUCUGUCCUAAUGGUCAUCCAUGCACUGUUGGUGAGUGUGGUCGACCCAUGGAGGUUGGUCGGUGUCCGGACUGUAAUGCACCAAUAGGUGGUACCAACCACAAUCCUGUUCAAGGCUUCCAAGCCAUGCAGAGACAAGGGGACCGUACUCAGUCGGGACACAUUCUGGAUGAUGCACAGCGGCGUGACCAACCUGACAUGCAGGACACUAAGAAUAUGUCACCUGCCCCCUUCAUAUAUAUAUAUAAAAUAAAUCAUCCCAUAUUCUUGAAUGUUUCUCUUAAGAGUGUCAGGCAGAUCAUCAAGCCUGCUGUGCUGGAUCCUGGUCCAUUCCUGAUGGCCCAUCUUUUGAAGGACAUGGAGCAGCUGAGCAGAGCUCUAGGCAAAGGGCUGGAUGAUACAGUCGGUACAAUCCAUUUGACCAUCCACAGUCUACUGGAUCCCCAUCAGUCCAGCCAGUGGCCUGUUCCUUAUGAUCCAAACCUUUUCACUAAAGAUGCAAGAAAUGGAUGGGAAAAUGCUAUGAAUACUGAUGUUAUCACACAUCAGCUGAAAGUUUUGGAGCUUCAGCUAAAGGAAGUGAAUGCCUUCAUCAGGAAAGAUGAGCGAGUGUCUUCUAAUCCAGUGAUGAAGUUGGCAUUUGGCAAACCAGGGCUGUUCCUGCGCUCUCUGCCCCAGAACUCCCUCAUCCAUAAUUCAUCCAUCUGGAGCUGCAGGAGGAAGGUCUCAAUGUUGAGUCUGACCCACAUUGUGGAGCAAAACAGUGGCCGGGACACCUUGCCAGUGCUCUGGAAGUUCCUUCAGAGGGAAGCAGAGCUACGGAUGGUGCGGUUCCUUCCGGACAUCUUGGUUCUCCAGAGGGAUUUGGUAAAGAUGUUCCAUAACAUGACAGAGCUUAACCACAACACCAUUGGCGAGUUCCUGCAAAAUCAGAAAGCAGCUUCACUCACUGCUUGGUAUGAAAAGCGCAUAAAAAAAUUUAUAUCAACUUGGAACCAAAUCAGGGUAUCUCUGGCUACCACAGGAGAGAUAAAGCUGCCGGACGAUUACACUCGGGAGGAACUGGGUCUGGACGCAGACCUGCAGGUUCUGCUGCCGCAAAGAAGCGGCCUGGGCCUGUGCUCCACUGCCCUCGUCAGCUACCUCAUCACCCUGCACAACGACCUUAUCUACACUGUUGAAAGAUACACUGGAGAGGAGUCUGGUUACACGGUAAGCCCAGCUGACCUGACAGAGCUGCACGUGAUCCGUUAUGAGUAUGAGCGGGAUCUUCUGCCUCUGGUGCUGUCCAACUGCCAAUAUAGGAUGGAGCGUGGGCAGGAAACCCUGGAGGACUACGACCUACCCAAGAUUCAGCAGCAGAUCCUCACCCGCUUUCUACAGGGCAAACCACACAUCACCCUUAAUGGUAUUCCGACACUGGUGAACAGACAAGACAGAAAUUAUGAGAUCAUAUUUAAAGAUGUUAAGGGCAAAGUUCAACAAGAGUCUUUGCAGCCUCUGACACAGUACGACCUUGUGAAGGAGCUGCAGUCCUACAGUGACGUGUGUGAGGCCCUGUCCACAGUUGAACUGGCCAUGGGUUUCCUCGCCAUGACGGGGGGAGAGCCACACAUGCAGCUGGCCACUUAUUUGAAGGAGGUGCUGCAGAUGACUGACCACAAGGCCCCACAUGUCUUCAAGGCAUUAAGUAGGUGCAGCCUGAAACACUGUGUGAUGUUGUGGCAGCUGCUCAGCUCUCUGAAAUCAGAGACAAUGCUACGUCUGAAGAGGGACCCGUUUGUGGGCAUCAGCAAAGAGUACAAACAUCCUUUGCAGGAGGAACACAAGAUACUGCUCACUAGUUUUUUCACAAAGUCCAGCGCUGAUGCCUUCCUGUUGGAGAUGCAUGAGUUUCUGCUUUUGGUCCUGAAGAACCCAAAAGCCAUGGACACCUUUAGGCCUGACUGGGGUCUUAAAGACACUGUUGUGUCCUACAUGGAGCGUAAAGAUCUGGACAUUCCUCCUGAGGUGGACGAGUUCUUCCCUGAAGAGAUCCUGCUCUCACAAUACACCGACACAUGGAAGUUCUCUGUUCUUCUCAGACAAGAAAGAAACCAAAGAUAGAUUCUGGAUGAAGUGCUUCUGUUGUCUUACCCAGUCACUCUCAUAUCAGGGAAAACUUUGAUUUGAUUUACAAAUGACAUCAGUACAGACUUUUAAAAAUAGUGCCUUUUGUGCACCUGAGGAACAGUAUGCAGCACAGUAUGCUGCUGCAUAUUUGCUUCCUUAUAUACAGCACUUUAUACUGUAAUAUUGCUUGAAGGGUUUUGGGACCGUAAUAUUGUACAAUCUGUCAAAGUAAUCUCUCGGAUAGUUAGCAAGUACAAUACAACUUAUUACAAAGUAUAAAAAGUUCAAAACAGUCAAAUACUUUUCUGUAAUUUUUUUGUGUUUUGUUUUUGAAGUUGCUAACGGUUGUUUAACUAUUCCUUCUUUAUUUGUUUACUUGUUACUUUAAGAUACAUACACUCAUUUGAGAAUGUGAACUGUUGAUUGUUGAAAUAUACACUCCACAUCAUGAGCCCAGACCUGGGCCCCGAUCUCCGUACCUCGCUUAAUACAUCUGAGAUGAUUUGAAAGAUACCAGAUCUUCUAAUCGUGAUAACUGAU